UCUCUCCCCCUCUCUCCACCCGCCUGCGCGCGUGUCCUCUCUCCCUCCUCCUCUCCUGCCGCCAUGGAGGUGGAGGUAGCGGACCCCCAGUCGAAGGACGCGCCCACCUCCACGCUCGCUUUCUGCCCGGAGGGGCCGUUCCUCGCCGCCGGCGCCAUGGGCGACAUCAAGCCGAAGCUGCGGCUCCUCCGUUCCACCCCGGGCGCCUACCUCUUCGACGAGUUGGGUUCGUUCUGGUCGCCAGCGCCGCUCCGCCGCGUCUGCUGGUCGGACGCAUUCUCGUCGGGCUCCUCAAGGCCACUCGCGGGUCUCAUUGCUAGAGGUUUGGAGAACGGCUCCGUCGUCGUGUGGGAUCCGCACAAGAAGAUCAGCGACUGGAAUGCUUCUGAGUACGACGCAGGCGAGAUGGAGCUCAAGGAGAGGCUGAAACUGGAACGGGGCGAAUUCAGGACCCGAGCAAACAGUUUCAGACUGGACCAGCAGCACAUCGGGCAGCGUAAGCCAUCGCCGCCGCUCCUCGACAAGAUGACGAGCAAUUUCACACCGUCCACGGGCGCGGCCCACGGCCUGGUGGCUUCACUUCGUCCCUCCUUUCCCGCGCAGCGCGGCCCGUUUCGUCAGAGUUCUAUCUGGGUUGGCUGA
Molecule: messenger RNA, 642 nt
Organism: Triticum dicoccoides
Lineage: Eukaryota; Viridiplantae; Streptophyta; Magnoliopsida; Poales; Poaceae
Exons: 3
Coding region: 64-642 (192 amino acids)
Source: RefSeq, a predicted model, not a curated record